This is a messenger RNA of Spinacia oleracea (spinach), 1369 nucleotides long. RefSeq names its product peroxisomal membrane protein PMP22. The record is from RefSeq and is a predicted model, not a curated record. NCBI's taxonomy places the organism in Eukaryota, Viridiplantae, Streptophyta, Magnoliopsida, Caryophyllales, Amaranthaceae. Gene Ontology annotation, cellular component: cytoplasm; membrane. The coding region runs from base 334 to 891 and encodes 185 amino acids. The transcript is spliced from 7 exons.
CCCACAUCGUUUUCUACUCAAAAACUAGUUUGGCAAUUGGAAAACGUGGGUUAAAUUUUUAUAGGUACAGCAAUUAAAGAAUGCAUAUUUGGAGGGGGAAACAAUUCAACCAACAAGUUCUUCUUAAACCCAGAAAAACAUUAAAAUAUAAAGGAAAUUCAUUCAGCUAAUCAGCUCUGAGUCCAAUGCUACCUAACACCAGUCGCAUUAAACUUCUGUUACAUUUCCCACUUUGGUCAACCCACCAAUGUUCAUUCUUCUCCUGCUUUUCACUCUCUGCACCAUUUAAACAAACACAAACAAGGCAUCUUUACAAACAGAAUUUGAUCAACCAUGUCUGAUUUUGUUACUGAAAUUUGGAAGAAAUACCUUCUGCAACUUCAAAUCCACCCUCUUAGAACCAAGGCAAUUACUGCUGGGGUUCUUGCUGGGUGUAGCGAUUUUACUGCCCAGAAGAUUUCUGGGAUCAAAAGGAUCCAAUUUAGAAGAUUAUUCCUUAUCAUGAUAUAUGGGUUCUUCUAUUCUGGACCAUUUGGGCAUUUUUUGCACAAAGUGAUGGACAAGAUUUUCAAAGGGAAGAAGGGAAACACAACUGUGGGACAGAAGGUUUUACUGGAACAAUUGACAGCAAGUCCAUGGAACAACAUGUUUUUCAUGAUGUAUUAUGGUCUUGUGGUUGAAGGAAGAUCAUGGUCACUGGUCAAGAGUAAGAUCAAGAAAGAUUACCCUCCUGUACAGUUAACUUCUUGGAAGUUUUGGCCAAUUGUAAACUGGGUAAACUACCAGUAUAUGCCUCUGCAACUCCGUGUUCUGUUUCACAGCCUCAUUGCCUCUUGCUGGGCAAUCUUCCUUAACCUUAAAGCAAAAUCUACUGCCAUCAAGAAGGCCUAAAUGAUACAUGAAGCAGUCUCCUUAAAACGGUACCUUCCUCUCACGAAUAGUUCAUCUUCAUCAGUUUCUUUACUUUCGAAGGUCAGAAAUCAUAAAACGGUGGCACCUGAAGGAGUCGGAAGUCCCGGAAUCGUUGAAGAUAAUUGUACUUGUAUGAUUGAUAAUUUAUGAAUGAAUGAUGUGUGAUUCUUGUGUUAGCCUGUCUCCAAUCAUUACCCUCUUCUUCUUGUGGGAUUGCAAGACCAUGUGGGUACUGGAGAUGGGGAACAAAAAAAAUUAAUAGUAGUAUGUUUAGUAAUUGUUUUUCAGUCAGAUCCUUUUUUAUCUGGUAAGACUUGUACUUGAAGCAGGGCAAAUAUGUGUUCCUGGGAAAACUGAGAUCAGAGGAUUUAGAUCAUAGUUCAAACUGCACAUCUUCUGAUUUCAACAAUUGCAAUCAAGUAUAUUACUACCCUCUAAUAAAAUUCUAACACUAGCA